CACACACAGACUCUCUCUCUCUAUUUGUUAUCUUUGCGCUAACGAAACAGCAGAAUAAAAAAUGACUGCGGAUACUCCAAAAUCAUCUCUCUUGCUUCACAGAAUCAACAGCAACACCGCAGCGGCAACACAUAACUCCACCGCCCCGGCAAUACCUUCUGCCGAUGAUGAUUCCUUCAUGCUUUGCCAGAAACGGUAUCCUUUAGCCUUCACUGUGCCCGUCCCCGAAACCGUCGCUCGCCAUCACACCCACCUCAUCGGUCCCAACCAGUGCUGCUCUGCUGUCGUUCAGCAGAUCCCCGCCCCAGUCUCCACCGUAUGGUCCGUCGUUCGCCGCUUCGGUAAUCCCCAGGCUUACAAGCACUUCGUCAAGAGCUGUCACGUCAUCGUGGGGGACGGUGAAGCCGGUACCCUUCGUGAAGUCAACGUCAUCUCGGGACUCCCCGCGGCGAGAAGUACUGAGCGCCUCGAGAUCCUCGACGACGAGCGUCACGUUCUCAGCUUCAGCGUCGUCGGUGGAGACCAUAGGCUGGCUAACUACAGGUCAGUGACGACCCUCCACGCUUCGGCUACGGGGAACGGGACGGUGGUGGUGGAAUCGUACGUGGUUGACGUGCCGCCGGGGAACACCAAAGACGACACCUGUGGGUUCGUCGACACUAUUGUUCGGUGCAACCUGCAGUCACUGGCUCAGGUCGCUGAGAAUCUAACCAGGCGCAAAUAGCAAAUCAAAGUAGAACAAGUAAUUUUCGGAAAGUCUUUAGUGAUACGCCGUCGCUUUUGUGAGUAUCCGAUAAUUGGGUUGCCGAUGGAACAUCUCAUCACUACCAAAGUUCAUGUUUAUCGUUUCACCUGUGUAUGUGUACAACUUCUCUUGUCUUUUUACUCUCUUUUGUUUAAUCUGUGAAAUAGUAAAAAUAAAUACGCACACCCCAUUGUUAAAGUACA
Messenger RNA from Hibiscus syriacus, 948 nucleotides. Its product is annotated as abscisic acid receptor PYL4-like. NCBI's taxonomy places the organism in Eukaryota, Viridiplantae, Streptophyta, Magnoliopsida, Malvales, Malvaceae. The record is from RefSeq and is a predicted model, not a curated record. Gene Ontology annotation, cellular component: nucleus; cytoplasm. Gene Ontology annotation, molecular function: abscisic acid binding; signaling receptor activity; protein phosphatase inhibitor activity. Gene Ontology annotation, biological process: abscisic acid-activated signaling pathway. Bases 62 to 724 code for a protein of 220 amino acids. The transcript has 2 exons.